Messenger RNA from Myotis davidii, 977 nucleotides. It is a transcript of the gene GPHA2, whose product is annotated as glycoprotein hormone alpha 2. The coding region runs from base 392 to 781 and encodes 129 amino acids. The record is from RefSeq and is a predicted model, not a curated record. The transcript is spliced from 4 exons. NCBI's taxonomy places the organism in Eukaryota, Metazoa, Chordata, Mammalia, Chiroptera, Vespertilionidae. Gene Ontology annotation, biological process: cell surface receptor signaling pathway. Gene Ontology annotation, molecular function: hormone receptor binding; hormone activity. Gene Ontology annotation, cellular component: extracellular region.
GCCACACAGCAGAGAACCCAGGUGGCAACAACUCAGCCCCGUCUUGGGCCCUCUCUCCAACUGCACAUGGCCGCCCACUCCACCAGCCAGCUCCUGGGUUUCUCUCCACGCCUCACUUCCCAGCUCUGGACCUUCGGCAGCUUUUGGGCAGAAGGGAGCAGAAAGCAGCAGAUGCCACUCCCCCCAACCACACCUCAGAAAGAGCUGGAUCUCCCAGGUGGGAUCGCUGAGGCCUGAGGCUGGGCGGCAGGCCUGAAAGCCGAUCUCCAGGAAGGCGUGGCUCCCUAGUGCUGGCAAAUAAAAAUCCGCAGAACCAGCAGGCCUGAAGACCAGCAGCAGGCUGCUCAAGGAGCCACUCAGCAAGCCACUCGACUCCUGGGCCUUGGAAGUGAUGCCCAUGGCGUCCCCCCAAACCCUGCUCUUCUGCCUGCUGUUCCUGGUGGUCACUGAAGGCUGGGGUCAGCAGGCGGCCAUCCCAGGCUGCCACCUGCACCCCUUCAACGUGACGGUGCGCAGUGACCGCCAAGGCACCUGCCAGGGCUCCCAUGUGGCACAGGCUUGCGUGGGCCACUGCGAGUCCAGCGCCUUCCCUUCGCGGUACUCAGUGCUGGUGGCCAGUGGCUACCGACACAACGUCACCUCCAUCUCUCAAUGCUGCACCAUCACUGGCCUGAGGAAGGUGAAGGUGCAGCUGCAGUGUGGGGGGGGCCGGAGGGAGGAUCUGGAGAUCUUCACGGCCAGAGCCUGCCAGUGUGACAUGUGUCGCCUCUCACGCUACUAGCCCUCCCUGUCCCACCUCCCUCCCCUUGGUCAGAGGGGCGAGGUGGAGUACAUCCUGAGCAUCACUGAGGACGGCAGCUUCAACCCCCUGAAAAGGGAAGUCUGCCUCUUCCCUGCCUCUGCCGCCUCCUGACCAGUGUCUCAUCAUUUCACUUCCCUCUUUGGCCCCAUCCCUUAAUAAAGCAAGCAGUCCUCGA